Molecule: messenger RNA, 1485 nt
Organism: Durusdinium trenchii
Lineage: Eukaryota; Dinophyceae; Suessiales; Symbiodiniaceae
Source: the annotation of a GenBank genome assembly
GUCGAACUCAACCUGUGAGACAUGGUAAACGUGGAAGUGCCUGCCAUGGCGCCGGUGACACACUCAACACCGCCGUGGUGGGCGGCGAUGGUGGGAUCUGCUGUAGAAUGUCGGCGCUAGAACUCUUUAGCGUGACGGUGUUGGGCAGUGCCAAGAGUGGCAAAACCACCUUGAUUAAUGCCUUCAUCAGCCAUUCCUUCCUGGCGGUGCCGGAGGAGACGUUGGCCCCAGAGCUCUACUACAAGACGAUGAGCGUGCCGGCGCCCAGUGGAACCUCUGCGCCUCCGAUUCCCAUCUUGGUGGAGAUCGAGGACACCUUCGCACCCAGCGCGGAGGGCGUGGGUCUCAUGGAGCAGUUCUUGACCUCGCAGCGUGAUCAUGUGAAGAGUGAACACUUGGAGCUCUUGGCCGGCUUCAACCUGCCUGAGGCUGGCGAGUAUCGGCCGCUCUCCAAGACCAGGAUGGGCUUUCUGUUGGUCUUCGACGUCUGGUCCGAGGCCUCGCUCCAGGAGGCCAUCAAGCUGCAUCGUGGCCUCCAAGACCACGGGGGUGCCGAUGGUUCCGUCCUGUGCCUGGUGGGCAACAAGGCAGACCGGGCGGCCGGUGCCCAGGAGCAGAUCAGGGCGGCACAAAGGUAUGCCGCAGAGAAUGAGCUGAUGUUCUUCCAAUUGGCCGCCACGGACUUGCGAAAGGUGCGUUUGCUCUUUCGCCAGCUGCUCAGUGCCAUCUACGCCAAGCCGCAGCUCUGGAGGUUGGACCGGCCGCGGCGGAGGGUGGGCAGUCGUGUGGAGGAGAUCGACCACGUGGACUACGACGACGGCGGGAACCCCGUGGAGGACACCGAGGCGCUGGAGCAGGAAGCCCGGCAAGCCGAGGAGGCGCUCCGGCACCUGGAGGCGACGCGGGCUCCAGAGCGGAGGGAUGAGGUCCCCACGGCGGAGAUGGCCGGUCCAGAGGGAGCUCGGGAGGAGGACCUGGCGGAGAUGCCACCGGAGGAGCAUGCAGCAGAUGAGGUGCCCAGCGAGCCAGCGGCUCAGACCGCCGAGCGCCCACGCAGCUCGGUGCCCAUGGUGGUGCGCAAGGUGCCGGACCCGACGGAGGAGGAGGUGAGGAGUCCUCGCGGUGCGGCGGUGGAGCACGAGGUACCACCCCAAAUCCACGAGCCGGCGCCGAUGCCAGAAGAAGGUGGACCGAGCGGGGUGGGAGACACGCUGAGCUCUCUGAUGGGCAAGCUGCCAUUCAGCUGGACGAGUCAAGAUGAACCAGAUGCGAAGACGGGUGAAGCUGCCGCUGUGGUUGAAGCGACAGACACGACAGACACCUGGAGCGCUCUUUGGGGCAAGCUGCCAUUCGGGCAAGAGACCUCAAAGGGAGAAGCGCGAGCUCGUCCUGAAGCUGAGGCGCCACACCGGUGCCAGGCUCGCGAGCCUGAGCCUUCCGGUGGGAUCGAGCGAGGUUGGAUGCCAUCCUUCUUCACCUGACGAG